AUGUCUGGCCGUGGCAAGGGAGGCAAGGGGCUGGGCAAGGGCGGAGCAAAGCGGCACCGCAAGGUGCUCCGGGAUAACAUCCAGGGCAUCACGAAGCCGGCGAUCCGUCGCCUGGCGAGGAGAGGCGGAGUCAAGAGGAUCAGCGGGCUGAUCUACGAGGAGACGAGGGGGGUCUUGAAGAUAUUCCUCGAGAACGUUAUCAGAGAUGCCGUGACGUACACUGAGCACGCCAGGAGGAAGACGGUGACCGCCAUGGAUGUGGUCUAUGCUCUCAAGAGGCAGGGUCGUACUCUCUACGGGUUUGGUGGCUGA
This is a messenger RNA of Striga hermonthica, 312 nucleotides long. Lineage: Eukaryota; Viridiplantae; Streptophyta; Magnoliopsida; Lamiales; Orobanchaceae. The record is from the annotation of a GenBank genome assembly.